Messenger RNA from Lymnaea stagnalis (great pond snail), 39270 nucleotides. The record is from the annotation of a GenBank genome assembly. NCBI's taxonomy places the organism in Eukaryota, Metazoa, Mollusca, Gastropoda, Lymnaeidae.
GAAACUUUCAUCAACAGCCGCCAUGUUUGUUGGUUGUGAACGGAUGAAUUUGGGAAAAAUUUGUGUUUUAGUUAAUUUCUAAAAUGAUCAUUUGAUAAAAGACGUCGGUAAGGUUGCUCUUUAAGUGUUUCUCAAGAGUUUUAAAUGGUCAAAAGGAGAUAUUUCCCAUAAAAAGUUGGACAAUUUGUGUUUCACUAAAAUUGUCACUGCCGUGGCGCUUUGUGGCAGCGGCUGGCGAUUGUCGGAGGUCGACGAGAAGUCGGCGGUAUCCGUCAUCAUGUUGCAAAAAUAAAAUUUAUGCUUUAUCAUUAUUUUACGUGCACAUUUUCAAAUUAUGUUAGACAGUGCUUCUCUGGACAUUUUAUCGACCAAAUAUUUAACUAUUUAAUGCUAUGGAUGAAACGAUAUAUUACGGUUCUUGAAAUCUUAGUGCUGUGUUGAUGUAAACAUGGCCGACCACCAACUUGGCCCUCCGGCCAACAAGAAACCCAGAAUCGGAUCACCAUCUCUCAAUACACCCAGCGAUAAUAAUGGUGAGUUUUAAUUUUAGGUGAUUAUAAAUAUGUCAUAAUACUGUCUAUUUAUUUUAAUUAUCUCGCUAUUUACUCACAGAAAUGGUAAUCUCAUGUCCAAUAAUUAUUAGACAUUGAUUAUGCAGACCCUGUAAAAGGCUGUCCAAAUGAAAAAAAGAACUUUGCCUAGCUUUAUUAUUGCAUAUUUAAAUUUGUCAUUUAAAAUAUUAAAGUGAUCAUGAUUUAAAAAAUUCUAAUUUUAUCUAACAUUCUUACAUAAUAUUAUUUUGGUUAUAAAAAUUAUAAGUUUAUUGAGACUAACUCACUAAGCUUGCUGAGUGCUGACACUUAUUUAAAGUUACUUAACAGAUUAACAGUCACAAAAACCUGCUUUUCUGUUCUUAAUUUCUUUUCUUUAGCCUAGCUUAUUCAAAUAAGUAAGACAAGUUAGGACCUUAACAUUUCUUUAUUGUAGAGCCAGAACCACAUAGAAUUGAUAAUUAAUUGGCAUCUCUUAGUUGCAUGACCUAAUACUAGUACUAGGUCUUGUUUUUUUGAAUUUUUUGGUUAGGCCUAGUCAAGAUUAUUUAAUUUGCUUCUAAUUUAAACUUGUCUCCAGUAAAAACAUUAAUAAAGGGUGUGUGUAGUGUGGUAAGCAUAUCAUGUUACAAACUUAUAUAAUAGCUUCCUAUAUGCUAUUAUUUUAUUUGAAAAGCAUUCACAUCGCUUUACUUGUUUUCAAUAUUUAAUUAGUAUGAGUUUUAUAAUACUCUCAAUUACUGAGGAAUAAUAGUUGGGCCCAUUAGCUUAAUAAGUUCAUAUGAUUUUAAGACCUAUCUCAAUAAACUUAAAGAGAUUUUAAAUAGCGAUGCUGUUAAAAAUCGGGGGUUAGCAGCCAAGGGGAAAAAUAUCAGUAUGUGUAAAUGGUGGGUAUGGAUGCCACUUUUUUCUCAAUGGCCUCCUUCUUGGUUGACACCUAUGCCUAACCUGAACCCUAAAUUGAUCCCUAUGCCUAACCCGAACCCUAAAUCACCCCUAUUGUCUAUGCCUAACCUGAACUUCGUGGCGUCCAUAACUACCAUUAGCCUCAGUAUGAUUUGCAAUACCUUCAGGGUACUCAAUUAAUGUUUUCAUAAAAUGUUAAAGCUAUUACGAUUAUGCCUAAAAAUGCCUUUGAAAAUUAAUAAAACAGUGUAAAAUCAUCAAACUAAUAAUAAUCACUGUACAGCAAAUAAUAAUUCUGCUGAAUUGCAAAAAUGAGUAAAUUUUUAAAGUCCAUUUUCUAUAACUUUAAAAGUAGUCUUAAAAGUCUUUAAAAGUAUUCUUAUGCAGCAGCUCAAUACCCUCUGCACAAAAAAUUUUUCCCACCCGCCUUAAUGAUAUGUAUGAAUCCUCCCUCAGUUUUAGAGUAUAUAAUAUUUGUAUUUUUUUUCUCUCCAGAAUUCAACUUUGGUAAUCUUAACUUUGAUGGCAUAGUCAACGAACUACCAGAUGAUCUUGAUGGAAUCCAGGGAACGUCAAAUGAUGUCCAACAAUCUCAAAGUAACCAAGACUCGGGGAUGGGGGGCUCCUUAUCUCAGUUACUUUCAAGAUCAACACCAAACUCCCAGGCAUCAAUGCCGAUGUCUCUUAACAGUAUUGGUGGUGUGCAGACAAGUAGAAGCCCAGGAAUGGGUGGCAUGAUGAAUAUGGGAAUGGGGAAGAAUACACUUACUAAUAAUUUAGUUGCUAACAUGGCCAAUACAAACAAAGUUGCUACAUCGUCUCAUAUGGGAAUAAAUGAUCUUGUCAGUAGUGCCAAUUUUACCUUGUCUGGCACCAACAGUGGAAUGAUGGGCGGUGUAACAAACACUAUGGGAAUGAAACCAACAAUGGGAACACAACAAAUGAUUGGAAGUGUAGGUAGUCUUAACAUGGGUCAGCAAAUGCAAAAUCCAAUGAUGAAUGGGCCAAAUAGCUUUCCUGGUAGUAUGGGACAGAUGCGCGGCAUGCCAAAUAAUGUGAAUGCUUCAACUUCUAUGCCAAUGCCACAGACAGGAAUGAUGCCUAAUCCUGCCAUGAACCAAAUGCAAGGACAUCAAGUAAUUCCUGGACAUCCUAAUAUGGGAAUGCCACAAAAUCCUGGACAGAUGGUUAGGGUAUGUUAAAUUUGUUUCCUCAAAUUUCAAACUUAAAAUUUGUAAAGAAAUUUUUUUUAUUGAUGUAUUAAAAUUUAUUAAUAUAUGCAGCGGACCCUCAAUUUUCAUCAUUAAUUCAUCCUGGGCUGCUAACUGAAUGUAAAACGAUAAAUAUAAAUUUUUUUUUUACAUAGUUAUUGAUUAAAAGGGUUUAGUACCUUUCCAGACCUGAAUUUUAACUAUCUGUUCUGAUUUUUUAAAUAUUUCAAAAGUCAAUUCCAGAAAUCAAUGCUAAUACAUCUUAAUAAUAGAUUGACCAAUGGUAAUUAAUGCUUUAUUGGUAUGACAGAGAUUUAAAUGUCAUACCUUAAAUAUACUCUAGUCCUAUUUAAGGAGGUAAAUGAAAUUUUAACUAGUAAUUUACCUUCAUUUAAGAAACAAAAAAAACAAAAAAGAAACAAGUGGUAAAUGUGUGUUCCUCGUGUAUCCAAGGUCCAAAUAAAAUGUAGCAUUAAAUACAAAAAAAACAACAAAAAAAACAAACAAAAAAAAAAACAAAAAAAACACUAGUCUCAGAACAGAAUUUGUCACAUAUUUCUUUUUUUAAAAAAGCUGCAAAAACUUGUAAAUAUAAAAAAGAAAUAAGUAGUACUUUGAAUCACCGCCAGAGGCUGAUGAUUUACUAGGCAAGUUGAAUUUUGAAGCGAAUAUCAAACAAAAAUUUCUAUGAAAAUACUGUACAUAAUAUAUAAGUAAUAUAUCCACAUGGAUGAAUAUUUAAGGUCACUGUACUUAUUUUUAUAUAUGUAUAACAAAUUUGCAAGGUCUUAGUUUAAAAUAAAUGGUAUACUUUUGAUUUACAUUUUUUAUGCCAAAUUACUUUAUUUUGAUAAAAACUCAUUGAUACAAGAAGGAAGAUGUUACUCUUUGUUUUAUAUGAAAUUUUCAACAGCCCGGACAGCCAACUGGAAGUGGAACAACAGGUACUCGACAGACUUCUGCUGAUCCUGAUAAAAGCAAGCUUAUUCAACAGCAGUUAGUUUUACUGUUGCAUGCUCACAAAUGUCAGCGUAGGGAGCAGGCAAACGGUGAUCAGGACUGCAAACUCCCUUACUGUCGUACUAUGAAAAAUGUACUCAAUCAUAUGACCACAUGCAACAAAGGAAAAUCUUGUGAAGGUGAGGAUUUAUUUUAAAUGCAUCUGCCAUAAUUUUCCAUUAAAAAGUUAAUUUUUUCUAUCUAUCGGGAUUAGCUUCAAUGGCUAUUUUUUUUUUCUUUCCAUUGGGAUUAGCUUCAAUGGCUAUUAUUUUGAAGUACAAUUAUUUAAUUGGGUGGACAAAAAAUAAUCUCAAGUAUUAGCAAUAUGAAUAUAUGUUUGACAUUUACUGUUUGUCAUUUUAAUUUUUCCUUUUUUUAAUUAAAGUUAAUUUUUUAUUAUUAUUAUACCUUGUCAAAAGCUCAUUAACAACUCGUUAUAUUUUAAUUUACUUAAAAACAAGGUUGGUGCAUUGAUUCUAGGUUCACUCCUGACCCUCUCUCUUUCAGAUCAGUCAAUACUUUUUUGUAUGAAAUUUCAAACACUUGAGUCAUCUAUUGAUGUAGGAGUUAAGUUAGUACAAAAAUAAUCUUAAACUAUAAAAUACUUAAUUGUAUAUUUCAGUGGCCCAUUGUGCUUCAUCUCGUCAAAUUAUAACUCAUUGGAAAAAUUGUACCCGAGUGGAUUGCCCUGUCUGCUUGCCGCUUAAAAUAGCAGACAAGCGAAAUACUACAGGGCAAAACGUCAAUCAAAACUCACCAAUGUCAGCACCUAAUGCUCAACCAUCAAGUGUAACAGAUCCAGCUACAAUGAAGCGUGCUUUUGAGUCUUUAGGGUUACAAUAUAACCAGUCAACAGCAACACAUAAUACAGUCCAGCAUACUCACCCACAGAUGAAUUCUAUGUCAAAUGAUGGUAAAUAAAAAUUUAUGAUUUUAAUUAAUGAUCAUUUUUAUAAUAAAUUUAAUGAGUUAAUUUAUUUUAGAGCACUUCUCCGCAAACUGUUUUCACUCACUGCACACUUACACCCUUUUUAAAGUAGUUUUUUUCCCAUUUUAGUCCUAAUAAAAAAAAGAGCAAACAAUAAAAGGAAAAUAUAUUUACUAACUGCACACAGAUUAAAAGAUUUAAGUUAAAAAAUAAUUUAGAUAUUUCUGCAUGUUUUGUUGAAAAUGAAGCAAAGCCAUUUUGUUUGAAAUUGAAGAAAAUCCCUUUUGUUUUGAAAAAUGUAUAUCUUCUUUGUGUGAUUUGCAUCGUCAUGGAGGAAUUUAGCCUCCGCACACCAGUUGUGGAUCUCUGUUUUAGAAAGUUAAGACAUUUAGUUCCCCCUACCUGGGUGGUUGUCAACAUGUGGCUCCAGGAAUAUUUGCAUCUUUUUUAUUAUUAAUUUUGGCAUGCGGCUGCCAAAAUACUUUAGUGAGAUUAUUUAAAACAUGGCUCCUUACUCAAAAAAGGUUGGAGACCCCUUAUCUUAUCAGAUAAGUGAAUGUGGGUGUGAUCAUUUUACAAUUUUUACAAUGUACAGUAUAUGUGACAGAGUUGCCACUAAGCUUUUUGCUAAAAAUAUAUAUAUAUAUUUUUUUAAGAAAAGAAUUUUUCUAAAUCUUUAUUGCUGUGGGGUAACAAAAAUUGAAUAACUGUACGGAAUGUCACAAAAUAACUUCAGGUCAUAAGUGCAUGAAUAUUAAAUAAUGCCUAUGCUGCAAAUUUUUGUGUUUUGAAUUUCGGUGCCCUGAUAAUCCCAGGGAAUUAUGUAAUUCAAACAGGAACUAGCCAGCCCUAUAUUCCCAGGUUUCCAAACUCCAAAUAGGUCAAAAAGGGUUUUCUGUGGGGUUUACUUGCAAAAAAAGGUAAACUACAACUUUUCAAUUAUAAUUAGUGUCCUCAAAUUUAAAUAUGCUCUCAUUUGCCUCUACAUGACUUUUAGAUGUGGUAAAUUUAAAAAAAAAAUGAUUCACAGUAAGGGCUCACUUUGUUUCUAUAAACUUGGUUGCGGAUCAGUUUGCUUCUAAAAUUCACCACUUACAAAGUAUUUCUUGUUGAGAUUUAUUCAGUGUGGUUUAGAGUGGUUAAAAGUUUUUUGUCCUCUAAAAUGUCCCAAAGCCGAUUCAUACAUUCAACUAAGGCCACUUGUUUAACAGGGAAUUGUUUUAAGAUCUAAACAUCUUAUUGACUGCCCCAUUUGAACCUUUGAUAUUCUUAUUACUUGCUAAUUUUCAUAGAUCUUUUUCCUUAGUGGUGUACCCUUAGCCUCAGUUUGAUUCAACCUCGUGUCAUAACUGCAACAUUUUAAAUCAUCUAUCUCCUAUUAAACUUUGGAUUUCAAGAAUCUUGAUAAUAUACCUAACAUUAUAUCAGUUCUUUCGUGUUUUACAUAGUAUGACAUUGAAAUGUUAUUAUUAAUAAUGCAGACCUGUUUACUCUUACAAUUUUGGCGUACAAUGUGCAAUUUUUAGAUGUCUUUUGGGGUUGUUGAUUAAGGAGAUUUAUGGCAUAUGAGACGCAUGGGGGAUUGGUGGGAGUGUCAAAGGAUAUAAAAUAUCGCAACAUAUCGUAUUGAUGGUGAUGAUUGUCUUAUUGUUGCUUUGUGAAUAUUUAGACUAGACAACUUCACUCACCAUUCCCUUUGACUGCUACCAAGCGUAUGACGUAGUUUUGUUACAUAAUUAUUUUGACUGAUUGUGGAAAUGAAGAAAACGAUUUUAAUACAACAGUGUGGUAUCACUACUCCUACUAAACGCGCGCCCCCCCCCCCCCCCCCCCCUUUUUUUUUUUGUGUAAAGCUUGCGGUUGUUAUUAGGCGAUACUAUGUUAAUGGAUUCGAUAGGCCACGGCACAAUUUUUUCCCAUUAAUGAGGGUGGGAGAAGGUUGGUUCUGCAGAGCGAAAUAAAUUCGUCACUAGCGCGGAAUGACGUAUUAUUAGACUAUAGUGUAUCACUACUACAGCGAUCACUUUAUGAAAACACAAAGCAUUUGUACACGAGUAUACAAUAACUGCAAAACAUUGUUGUGAUAUUUUAUAGCCUUAAUAAUAAUAAUAAUAAUAAUAAUAGGCAUAAUUAGAAUUCAUGGAUUUCACAGAUUUUCAGUUGGCUCUAUGAGAGACUGUGAGCAUAAUUGUUGUAGAAUUUACGUAUAAAUGUAGGUGCAUUCUGGUGUAGAAUUUAUGUAUAAAUGUAGGUGCAUUCUGGUGGAUUGACACCACAACACACCACCCCCCCCCCCCCCCCAAAAAAAAACAAAGCUGGGGGAAAGUAAGCACGCAGGGGGAGAGGGUUAGAUAAUUUGACUUUAAUGCAUACUGGUACAUGCUAUAUAGAUGGCUCGGCUCCUCCUUGCGUUUCUUUGCUUUGUAUGACCUAAUUUUAUGAAGUAAUUAUUUCUUAUGGCUGACCGCGGAGACUAUGGAAACGGAGAAAACUAAAGAAUUCAUUCUUAACUGUUAACACGCAGCAAUAUUAGAUUUCAUAGGAUCUGAGGGGGCCUUUGAAACUUAAAAAAUGCACAAAACAGCUGUACGAUUUUAAAUAGCCAUUCUUCCUUUCACCCAUUUACAGCUUGUGGAUAUAAAAUCUCACGUUACUUGGUAGGUUGUUUUUUUUUAAUGACUCCCAAUUUUUUACCAGGUAAUUAAUUCUUAUUUUAAUACAUUUUAUGCCUAUCUGACUUCGAGUUUGAACCACAUUAAAUUUCACCAGUAACUUUACUUUUACAAGUGACAGACUGGGAUAAUGUGAUCUGCAGGUUCACAUAAUUAUUUCUUCUUUGUAUUAAGGGCCCAUUAUUUAGUGAUCAUUCUGGCUUCUGUAUAUUUAUUGAUAUCUAUAGCCGAUACAUGUCUGCAAAAGUGACUGCAGUUUGCAAUUAACGUCAGUCAUCUACUGUUUACCUUCAGUUCCAUUUUUUACCGCCAGCUUAACUCAAUUCCACUGAACACGCUAUACAAGUAGCUUUUGUAUAAAUUAUAUAUUAUAUAUACUGUAUUUUUAUUUAUUUACUAUCAAGAUACUUUCUUCUAUGAUUUGAGACGAUAUUGUACGAUUUUAGGAGUUUGGGGUAAACAGUUCUGAUUAUGGCUGUCUUUUCAGGGAUAAUAAUUUAUAAAUUCCAUUGACAUUUAUUGCAUUACUUGCUCUGUUUUUCAGGGGUAAAUUGAAACUACAGUAUAUACUCGCUUAUGAGCCGAAUUUAGAACUAUAAAAUACAAUACUGAAAUCAGGGGGUCGGCUUAUAUGCGCAUAAAACAAAAUAAGGACAGACACUAAUGCCAAUUUUCCAGCCACACAUUUUCAUCGUUAUCUGACACUUUAUUUGGUUGUGUGUGCAGAGUACUAAUAUAUAUAUAUACAGAAGUGACACUUCAAAGAAUUUAAUGUAUGCAUAGCUGAUAAUUAUACUGAGUGUGAAUAUUACCAUGGAGAAUUCAUUUUCAAAGUCAAAAAUGGGAUAAAAUUAAGAAAAAAUACUUUAAAAAACAGAAAAUGUUUCUAUAUUUAUGGUUUCCUAACUAAUACUCUUAUACGCAAAUGCAUAGAAUAAAGUGAGAGUGACACGGCCUUGUGGUUGUGUGUGCACCAGUGGCGUGCCGUAAUUGAGAUAGAGCUAGCGGUGAAGCAGACGUCAUCGGUACACAGUCUGAUUUCUUAGAAAUAACACGCUCAAACGAAGGCGGUUGUAAGGGAAUCUCCUUAAAUCACAUGCAUAGGCACGAAGAGGGGAAACAGAGGCAGCCAGUUGGUAGGCAGCGCAGCGCGUGGGAAGGGGGACAAGGUCGCGUGGCUUAUAGGGGAAUCGCAAAGCAACGGGAAACCAAUGGGGCAGGCGUGAGCACGCAGCCACAGAAUUUAAAAGUGGGCUGAACUUUGAUAAUUUUAGUUGUAAAAUUAUUUGUGCAUUACACCAUGCCUGGAAAAAAAGAAAACGUUUGUCCCAUACUGCUGACUUCUAGCUAAAAGUGAUAAAGGCCACUGAAGAAACGAGCAACCUGGAGGCAGCAAGAAAGUUUGGUGUAGAUGAAAGCAAUGUCAGACGAUGGAAAAAGGAUACAUCACUGGAUAUUGCACCUAAGGCCGAACGUGCGAACUGGGGACCAAAACAUUGACAGUACCCAGAAAUGGAGAGGGAGAUCUUGGAGUAGUUUGAAGCCCAAAGACAAAAGAGAUAUGGAAUGUCUCAGCUAGGUGUUCGUUUGCAAGCCCUCAAGAUUGCACAAUAUGAAGGGUUCACUGCUUCCACAUGUUGGUGUACACAUUUUCUGAACAGACACUAUACGUUUGAGACAGAGAACGAAAAUUGUACAAAAAUUGCCAUCACAAUAUGAACAUAAACUUUUGGAUUUUCAAAAAGUAUGUUAUUGAUGAAAGAAAGGCUGGUGACUUCCUUCUCUGGAGAAUUGGCAACAUGGAUGAGACACCCAUGUGCUUUGACAUGCCCAGUUACACUCAAUAAAAAGGGUGAACAAAAUGUGCUGAUCAAGACGACUGGGCAUGAGAAGACUCGUUUCACUGAGGUAUUGGCCUGUACUGCAGAUUGGGGAAAAUUACCUCCAAUGGUAAUAUUCAAGAGAAAGACUCCCCCAAAGGAUCAAUUCCCCAGUGGUGUGAUCAUCCAUCAACACCCAAAAGGAUGGAUGGAUGAAGAAGGAGUGAAGAAAUGGCUCGAUCAAGUGUGGGUGAGGAGAAACAGAGGCCAGUUGAAGAAACCUUCUCUGCUAGUCUGGGACCAAUUCAAGGCCCAUCUAAUAGAGAAGGUAAAGAGGAAGCUCAAUAAGGAAAAGACAAGUCAAGCGGUCAUACCCGGAGGCUUGACUGGCAUGCUGCAACCUCUGGAUGUUGGCCUAAACAAGCCAUUCAAGACAAAGAUUAGAAACCUGUGGAAACUAUGGGUGGCGGAAGGCAAAGCUAAGUUUACUGCUAAAGGCAAUUUCAAGCGACCUUCCUUGCCUACAGUUGUGUUGUGGGUGAAGACAGCAUGGGAUGAGAUUCCUGCAGAAAUGGAACAAAAGUCAUUUCUGAAAUGCAGCAUCAGCAACAAAUUAGAUGGCACUGAAGACGACUACCUGUGGCAGUAGGAGACUCAGGAAACAGCCUCAGACAGCGAAGAUGAUGCAGAACCAGAGGAUGCAGAUGAGGUACUGUGGGAUGAGGUAAAUGUUCAGUACACAGAAGAGGAAUGGAGAAAGCUGUUUAGGGAGUCUGACGAUGAUAGUGACAAUAAUUUUGAAGGUUUCUAAUUAUUUGUAAGAACGCUACGGUAAAUUAUAAACAGAAAUGUGAUAGUUUUUUGUGAAUAAAUAAAACACAACAAAAGAAUUUUCAUCUUUAUUCAUUUCAAAAUGUAUAAUUUUGUCUAAAUAUAUAACUUCGUUAAUCAUUAGUAAUGAACAACUUAUGAGCGGAAGUUCAGAUAUUAUUAUAGCAAACGAUGUGGAAAGAGCAGAACACUUUUUUGUGUCAUUCCAAAAGGUAAACAAACUGGUAUGUAACAUAAAAGUAAGCAUUUUACAUCUUUACAGUAACAAAUUUCUAUGAACCAAAAAUAUGGAGUAAAAUUAGACAAUUGUAUGGUCGGCUUAUAUGUGGAUUUUUUUGAAAAAACUGGCCAUUUUAAAGCAGUAGUAGGGGGUCUGCUUAUAUGCGAUGUAGGCUUACAUGCGAGUAUAUACGGUGUAUAGCAAUUUUGUGAUGUUAAUUGUGGUUUGAGAUAAGAUAUUUGAGCAACAAAAUAAAAAAUGAAUGUGUGACGCUUAGUUUUAUAAUCUAGCAAUUUGUUACAGUAAAUAACAUUGUUUAACCCUUUCCGUCGCAACAUAUUGUAUACCCUGUCCUUAGUGCAGAGGCGUAGCGAGGGUGUUUGGCACCCGGGGACAAGAUUCAUUUUAAAGUGCCCCUUUUUCUUUUUUUCAACUCUCAAACCCAUUAUUUUCAUCAAUAAAAUAAUAUCAAAGAACAUUUCGGCGCCCCUAAUUAGCUGGCGCCCUGCCACCCCCUCGCUACGCCUCUGCCUUAGUGACUGGGUGUAGCACACCCGUACAUUUAUUAUAAUAGGGAAAAGUGUUUAUGUAGAUUCCUGGCAACUGUGUGGGUUACACCAAUAUUCUUAUAUCACAGUAAAUCAUCAUCAUUGGCACUACAGCCCACUUAGCACCCUGGCCUACUUCACCACAUCCUUCCAUUCGGAUCGAUCCAUGGCUUUUCGCCUCCUCCCAACUGGUUUAAAUCCUUCUCUACAUCAUCAAUCCAUCUCAUUUUUGGUCGACCGGUUAGCCAUCUGCCCCUAGGCUUCGCCCUGUAUAUCACUAUUUACUGCUCUUCAAUCCGGCAUCCUUUCAAUAUGUCCUGCUCUGCUUUUUUUUUUUUAUAGUUUCGACUAUGGAUGGGUCUUUGUACAAUAAUUGUUAUAGCUUUUGGUUUUUACCGAUUCUCUAGACAUCAUUGUCUAUCACUGGGCCAUAUAUUUUCCUGAGGAUUUUCCUCUCCCAUUUAUUGAGCAGGUUCUCUGCUUUUCUGUUUUCUAGUAAGGUACUAAGUCUCACUAUCGUAAUUUACUACUGGUCUUAUGAUAGUGAUGUAUAUUGUCUUCUUUGUUCCCUUUGAGAGGUUUUUGCUUCCCAAUAGCUUUUUUAGGCUGAAAUAGAAUUGGUUGCCUACUAUUAUCCUUUCUUUCACCUCCGACAUUAUUUCAUUGUGCUCUUUUGGGGUCACCACUAGGUAAAAGCCACUCUCUCAAAUUUGUGGGUUUUUUAUAUUGAUGUCAUCAGUGUGGGUGUUUUGUGACAUUAUCAUAUAUUUUGUCUUAGCUUCAUUUACAUCAAGACCAGCUUUGACUAAGGCAUUUUAAAGUUCCUAGAAUGCUAUUAUUAUGUCAUUUCCAUAUCUGCCAAGUAGCACUAUAUUGUCUGCGCAUGACAGGUAACGCAAUGGCUGGCUAAUGAUGAUUGUUGUUCUGUAAUACCUCUCUAUCAAAGUAAACUCUCUUUGUUAUUUUAUUUUUACAAUGUGGCAUGAUUUAGUUGGUUUGAAACCAAACUUCCUUCACAGAUUGUGUAGCUUCUCCCACUGAAGCAUUUCUUCUGUACAUUAAUGAAAAAAUUGAUACAAACAAUAGUUGACUGCACCAACAGGGAAGGGGAGAAAGUAAAAGGAGACAAAUUGCAAAGGAAUGAUGCGUUUUAAAUGAAAGCUUCUUUGGCUGCCUACUACACACUGGCACUCUUCACCCGAAUAGCAUUUCAGUGGAAUUUUAAUUCAUCCAUGGUGUUGAAAAUCCUCUUUUUAGGGCAGCAUUUUCAAUGAAGAGAUUAAGAAAACUUCUUAUUCAUAUUGCUUUGACAAGAAUGCUAGACCAAUACUUUCUGGCUCAUGAAAUCUUUGAUCCCAUAAGAGAUGCAUCCGAAGCAUUCCUGAGUAUUUGGCCAGGUAUUAUGUUCCUUGAAAAGAACAUCACAGUAGGUGAACAGCUAGUUGGUUUCAGAGGUGGGUGCAGAUUUAUUCAAUUUAUGCCAAGCAAGCCCGGCAAAUAUGGAAUAAAAAUUCCCUGCCAGCAAAGAGAAAUGUUGGAAUAUCCCAAGAGACUGUGAUUGCAGCAAGAGAGGCAUUUCAAUAUAAAUGUCAGAUCAACUCACAGUCUCGUGGAGACAGCAGUCAGUAUUGGCGUUGCACGUUUUCUCAUCCUUCCCCAAGUAGAGUUGAUCCAUCCCGAUUCAUCAAGACAUUGUAAGGCAGAACAUCGCAAGUGUUUUAAAAUCUUUACAAGCACUUCAAACAGGCCCCCAAACCACUUUAACUAAGCAAGUUUACUAGACAUUUGCAUGGAAACAUUCUGUUCUUUUAUGUAUAAACUGUGGAAGCUGAACUGCAAAGCCCCUAUUUUUCAUGUGUACAUGAUGUGGCUGUUACGUUUUGAAAUGGUUUGUCAAGUUGAAUACAUGUUAUCAUUGUUGCAUUCAGAAUAUUUAUUUAUUGUCAAAAUUUUAAAUCUAUUUAUGGAUUACACAGACUCAAAUAAUCUACAAACAACAACCAAAAAUUAAUGUUCACAAGUCAGUUUAGAUGGUUUUUUUCUUCUAUUAAAUAAUGCAUGGGUGUGAUACACCAAGUUGCUAGGGACUGUAGAAAAAAAAGAUUAGGCCCCAAAAAAUAAGUCACUUUCGCAAUCUUCAUACAAUUGCAUCCACCAAGGUGUUCAUUGCAUCUAUCUUGUGGAUUAAAUAGAGUAUGAGAAAGAUUAUUAAAAGGAGACUCGAGAUAUCAGCAAUGACAGUCUGUCUGCUGGUGUAUUACACUCAAUUGCGUCAGAAAGGGUUAAAUAAUUUAGGCAGAAAUUAAAGAAAAUAAUUCCAAACUUUAUCCACAUACCUGAUAGUCAUUGAGUAAGAAAACAUGUUACUUUUUUGUUAGGCAGGGGGGAAAAGGAUGAUACCGGUAAAUGGUCAACUCAAAAACUGUGUAAAGAUGGGUGACAUUUAUUUACUUGUUAAUUUGAAUACAAGAAUCUAUACUUCUACAGUUAGCACAAUUAGUCAUGAUCCAGACCAGGUUAUAAUGGAGUUUCCAAAAUAGUACAAUUAUAGUCUCAGAAUAUUGCUUUACCAUCUCAAGAUUGUACUUGAAAAUAAAGUAACUUACAGUAUAAUGGUAUACAAUUACUGUUUGCAUCACAUGUCUAAUAAAAGUUACUUUUCAAAGAAGAUGGAUAAAGUUUAUGUUUAUUGCAAAUAAAAAGGUGCCACUUUGAUAAAGAAAGACAUGUUGGGGGAGUGGAAGUUGAGCUUCCUUCCCAGAAUUUUCUUACAAAUUUAAAAUGUGGGAAUUCACUUUCAUGCAUAUACCUUAAUAUAGUUUUGCAUCAUCCUACACUUGAUGCUUUUGGGAAAUUAGGUUCCUUCUACGUAGCUAUUUUAAAUAAAUCCCUUUUUUUCUUUUCUUUUUUUUUUUGUUUUUAGGAGUUACUAAAUAGUAGUUUUAAUUGCUUUUUAAUUUCGUCUUUAAAUCUGUAAAGAAAAAAAAAGGGGGGGGGGGGGGGGAAAAUCAAAAAAAAAAAAAAAAAAAGGGGGGGGGGGGGGGGCAAAUGCACCAAAAUGGCACUUACCAUCACAAAAAGUGAUGCAUGUAUGUAUUUAAAAUGUGGAUUGAUGCCAAAAAUGAUAGAAGUAAUCUCUAAUUAAAUGAAAAAAUAAGUUCAAUAGUGAGAAAUCGGAUGGGCCACAAUAUUUAAAGUUUGGAGGCUGAUUUUAUUUUCAGUUAACAUAUUGUUUUUGUAUUCUAAUAAUGUUUAUUCACAGCCGGGUGUAUAAAGGAGCUAUUACUAACUACCGAAAAUGUUUUAUUUAUUUAUUUAAUUUUUUUAUAUCGCAAAAACCACUGGAAUAUAUUUUUUUACCUGGUCUCAUAAAAUCAUAGUUCUGACAGUUCUCGGCAUUCACUCGUAAACUCAUCUCAAAAUUAUACAUUGUAAACCAUUAUCGUAAGAGUAAACAGGUCUGAUGAUCUGAGUCCAUGUUUUAAGAAAUUGCUAUUGAUCAAUAUAAAAAACAAAAAAAAACCCAAAGAAACUUAACAUUCUUAACUUUUCAUAAAAAUUUAACUUAAAACAAGCCAUAUGAAUUAAAAGUUGUGAUAAUCUAGUUUGAAAGAAUGUUAAUGAAGUGGAAAUUAUUCAUGCAUUUUUCUUGUUGCUAUGAGUGGAUUUUAGGGUUAAAAUCUGGUGAUAGUCUUCGGCGACAUGUGGAUACAGUGUUAAGGACAAAAAUAAAAUAUUAAUACUUAGCUAUUACCAUAGAAUGCUCAAGACCAUGAUUGGCAAAAGUUAGCCAGUUUUUGUAAGGCGAUCCAAAGCUUUCAUUUUUACAGUACUAUUUAUUUUGAAAUUUGUAUGACACUUGAGUUUUUAAUACAUUUAGAUUUCUUUGUUUUUACUUGUUUUUGUCUUAAGUUCGAGAGUUCAACAUACCUUGUUCAAAAUUUUCCAUCACACAGCUAUAUUAUAGUUUUCAUAUACUAGAAAUAUGAAUUAAGAUAAUAAAUGUGGUCGCAUGGUAAAAGCAAAAUUUAUUGCUCACAACAGCAAUCGACUAUUUAAAACAAGCAAUUAAAUACAUACCUUACCCAAUAUUUAAUGUAUUUCACUGUUUCAAUUUCUUUUAAAGGGCAAAUGAACAAACCAAACCUGCCAAAUCAGCAAGUGCCAAAAGUGAUACCAAAUCAGACUCCUAGCAGUCAUAUGAGUAAUCUUUUGGGUAACAUACCAGUCACUCAAGUACCACAAACUAUUCAACCCCAAAGUGGAAGUCAACUAGCCACUUCAACGGCACAAGCUGCGGCUAUGGGAAAUGCUCCAGAUAUUGUUAAAUCUAUACCAGCCAGUAACAGAAAGGAUUGGCAUGCGCAAGUCACUCAAGACCUGAGAAAUCAUUUAGUUCACAAAUUGUAAGUAUCAAUUAUCAAUUAAUCUGUUAGCUAACCAAAUUUGAAUGUUUUGUGUGCCGAGAGUUUUUGGCAAAAAAAAAGUUCAUACCCUAAAAAUUGUAUAGGCAUAAAUUAUUAAAAGAUAUUUUUAAAAUGCUAGUAAAUAGCAAGCAAAUAUAAAUAUAUAUUUUAUUUAUAUAUAUAUUUUAUUUAUAUAUAUAUAUAUAUAUAUAUAAUAUAUAUACCAAGCUUCCAGUAUUUUUUGUUACAACUUUGACAUGGGCCAUAGAAUAUAAUAUGAAAAAUGAAAGUUACAGGUCUUCCAGUUGUAGUUAAUAAAAAAUCAAUCCUUAAGAUUAUCCAUCAAUUUUCUAUGUUAUCUUUAUAACGAAAAAAAAAAAAGAAAGAAACAUGGUACACACAAAUUACAAAAGUACCUUAUGAGAUCAUGUUUUACCUCUUUUUUUCUUGCAUUAAAAAACAGAAAAAUAUGGGUUAAGUCUUCACUUAAUUUAAAAUAAUUUUCCUUUAAAAUGUCUCUCCCGCCAAAAAUCUUUUAGCAUUUGUAAAAAAAAUGAUUCAGCAUUUGUAGCUUAAGUAGGGAUAAGAUGCAGAUUAUAGCAUGUACAAUUAUGCAGACCAUUAUAUGAAAUUGACUUUUUAUUGGUCAUUAUGACAAUAACUUUUUUGUAGGGAAAAUAUAACUCAGCUUGUUUCUCAUGCUUCUUUUGAUAUGUGCAGUUAUGAAAUUUGGGAUAAAGACAUUUCAACUAAUUUUUGUAUGCUUACUAUGUAGCAGUACUAUGUAACUACUACCCUCAGGCCCCAUUUUUAAUUAUAUAUAUAUAUACAACAUAUUUCAAGGAAUCGAGUACUAAAAGAGUGUCAUGGGUUGUCAUUUAAAUAUAGAAAAUAAUUUUUACACAAUUUCUACACGGUAAUUGUAUGCAUGCAUAUAUAGUAAUUGUGUGUAAAGUCGACCUUGAAAAAAAUCAAAUAUCAUCUUUGCAUUAGGCUUAGACUAUCUUUCAUAUUUUUGUGUCAUCUUUACAUAAGGAUAUCUUUCAUAAUUAAAUUAACCCUCGAACUGUGGUGUGGAGCUUUUCAGAGCUUUUUGAGUGCCUUUUGAAAUUACAUUAAAUGACAUAGAAAUAUUGAUACAAGACCCCAAUAAGUAUAUAUUUUUAGAAAGGUAAAUGGAUGGGAAUAAAGUUGGCCAUAUUGCCCACCUCGUAAAAAGAAUUUUGGGCAGUGUCCUUGGCCUUGGAGUUCUCAAGAAAAUAAAAAUUGACAUAAUGUCUUGCUUUCAAGUGCUCAUGACAUCAUUAAUUUUUAUAGAUACACUUAAAACACAAAUCUAAAUGUUGUAACCAAUUUAUUUAUCUAUCAGAAAAUGUAUAGUUCGCUAAGGUUUUAAUUGCCAAUACACAUCUGAAAGCAAUUUUAAUAAUUUUUGGUCAUUUAUAUAAGAAACUGGGACCACUGCUAAACCAAGUAAAAAAAAUACAAAAUCUCAGUCAAAAUAGUUAUUAUUGACUAGUAAACAUUUAAAAAGGAACUGUGAAACCGAUUUGGGUUGUUAAACUAUAAAAUUUAUUAGUUCUGAUCUAUAAUCUGUAGCUUCUGUGACUAAAAUUCAGUCAGUCCUUGCCCAACCUCCAGGCCUGGCUCAAAGUAAAACAGAGGCUUCAGUAGGCUUACUUCAGUAUCACUAAGACUAGUAUCAGAUUCACGAAAGAAGAAUCUGAAGUGAGAAAUCAUGGGGAAUGUUAAAAUCAUCAUCAGUAUCACUUAAAUCCUCUCCUAAAAAGAUUUUAAAAAUAUUUAUAUUAGUUCUCACGCUGAAGGCCCGGCCAAAGCUUCCGCUAUUUUUGCUUUAAAAAAAACAGCAAUAUAAAAUUCAUGGGGAAUGUUAAAAUCAUCAUCAGUAUCACUUAAAUCCUCUCCUAAAAAGAUUUAAAAAAUAUUUAUAUUAGUUCUCACGCUGAAGGCCCGGCCAAAGCUUCCGCUAUUUUUGCUUUAAAAAAAACAGCAAUAUAAAUUUCCGAUUAAAAUGCACUUAUUGUUAAGUUAUCAAGAAACAGCUUACCCGGAAGUUGAUUUAAUUAUUAAUAAAAGGAAAUGGCUACGAUUUCGGUUAAAUAUUGGAUUGGAAGUUCCUAUCGGCCCGUGUUUUUUAUCGGCCGCCGCAGCACAGAAUGAGAAUAUCGGCCGACCACAGUUCGAGGGUUAAGCUACUGGUAAUCCUAAGACAAUCUUAAAAACCAAAUGUGACGUAUGGUUUGCAGUAAAUGUGUUCCUUCCUGAAAAUUCUAUAUAUUUUAAAAAAAUCUUUGUUAUCUAAAGGCUACAUACAACAUGUAAUAAUUAACAUAAAAUGUACUGAUUUGUGUGCCAAUAAAUUUAAGCAAAAUUAACAGUGUUUAUUAAGUGACAUGAUUUUUUUUAUUAAUGUCAUGUUGUGGGGGGGGGGGGGAUUAUAAUUUUAAAAUAUUUUUUACAAAGUGUUAUCCUUUUUUUAAAAAAUGUUUUUUUGGGGGGGGGGGGGGGGAUUAUAAUUUUAAAAUAUUUUUUACAAAGUGUAAUCCUUUUUUUAAAAAAUGUUUUUCCUUAUAAUUGUAGGGUUCAAGCCAUUUUCCCAACACCAGACCCAGCAGCUCUUCGUGACAGUAGAAUGAAGAAUCUUGUUGCUUAUGCUCGAAAAGUAGAAGGAGACAUGUAUGAAACUGCUAACAAUAGAGUAAGAAUUCAAAAAAUUUUGUACAUUAUUUUUAUACUUCUAUUAAGCUGUUGAGUCCUACUCGCAUAUUCCUGUUAUAAUAGAGAGAAAUUAUAAAGUACAUGAAAACAAAUUUAACAGGAUGAUAACUUUGUUUUCAUAGAAUUGCCUAACUUAAAGUUAUAUGUUACUAUGAGUUGGAAUGUAAGUGAUGUUUUGAGGUGGUAUAGUUUCAAGACUAAGAUAGAGUUAUUACAUACUUACAAAAUAUUAAAAAGUACAUUUUCAGUUGUUAUUUAACUGGAAUUCUGCAUCCAGUGGUGAAUGGAUCAAGAAAUAUAAUUGGUUGGGGGCCAUCUAGAUUAUAUUGCCUUUCUCUCGAGAGAGGAAUGGGGUGGUGUUGAUGUAGGAGAUUUUGUGUACUUGUGGAGGUGGGGGAAUGUUUAAGUCUAUAAAUUAACAUGGCCCCAUUUUCGUAAUGAUAGCUGUGAUGGUCAAAUUGUUGCUUUGUGUUUUCGUAAUGACCUAAUUAGACAAGGCAACAGUAAUAUUAGCAAAGUCGCCUAGUGAAAAUUUAAGUCAAUCCUUUCGUUUGUUUGCUUCGGUACUAUUUGAUGAAUUUUUUUUUACAUAAUUAUUUCCUUCUGCUGAACCGCAGCCAGUGCAGAAAUGGAGAAAACUGGAUUAUAAAAAAAAUGCUUUCUAUAAAAAUUGCUCCCCACAACGGCAUUAGAUUUUCAUUUAUAUAAGAUCUAGCAAUCAGCAUUUGAAAUCUAUUUUAGCAGUCACUAAGCAAUGUACAAUUUUAAUAAAAAUGAUUGAAAUAAGAAAUCUCAGAUCUGAAAUAAAAGUAUACAACUAUUUUACUAUUUAGUAACUACUAAAACUUAAGGAUUUUAAAAAAACAGCAAGGUGAGGGGAGCCUAAUUUACUACAAGCUCUACGAUUAAGUGUAGAAUGCGGAAAAACUAUAUUCAUGUCUGCACAAAACCCCAACCCCCCACCCUCGGAUGACUUUAUCUUUAAUUUCCACCCACCCCACACCCUAUCUUCGACAAUUACAGGCAAUACUUUGCAAAUAAGCACUGUAUAUAAGUAUGUUAACAUCUGUCAUCUAUUUUAUAGAAGUGAAGCAAGUGGUUAUUGUAUACAUUUUGCUGCAUGAUAGGUUUUUGGGGGAUUUUGAGAUAGCUACAGAUAUUGUUAAUAUUUUGGGCAUUCCAUGGUAGCCAGGUCUGCAUUUAUAAGUUGAUUAGUAUAACAUGUAUAAAUUUUAGGGUUGUACUGAUUAUAGGCUGAUUAUAAUUUGUGAAUUAGCUGUUUUUGUCAGUUUCAUCAUUCGAACAUAAUCAUACUUUUACUCUCAUUUUCACACCAUAAUGCAUAGUAAACAAUGGUUUGAUUUAUCUGUAUCAGCUAGUUAAAUUGUAAUCUGCCAGUUUGCUACUGGUGCUACACUAAUUUUUAUGCAGCAAUUAAUUAGGUUUACAUGGUUCUUUAAUGGGAUUGUCCAGUUAAUUCUUUUAACUGAUUAACUACCAGAUUGAAAAACCCGCUGUGGCUGAAUUAAAGCUAUGCCACAUUCAAUACACUAAAACAUUGGCGCUGCUAGCAGCUCAUGGUCACAAGGGAAGAAACGCAGAGCCGCUCCCACCGGCUCAUGGUAGUUAACCAGUUAAGUGAAAAAAACAAAUAAUUGUAGAAUCUGACCGAUAGAACAUUUUUUUUAUAGCUCUCUUUUAUUUUUUUAAAUAGGGAGAAUAUUAUCAUUUGCUUGCUGAAAAAAUUUACAAGAUACAAAAGGAGCUUGAAGAAAAGAGGAUCCAAAGAAUGAGAGGUACACAAACUGCUCCAAAUGCUACAGUUGCAAGUAUGCAGGGACCAAUUCGACCAGGACAGCCAAGUAAGUCCUCACAUAUUGUUUUAUUUAUUUUUGUGCUAUUAUGCAGUUAUGAAAAUUUUUGCUUAUUUUAAAGGUUAUUUUUGUGUGUGUUUUUUUUACAUUUUAAAAUCCUUAAAGAAUAAAUCCUUGUUCCAAAAUUAAACACUACAGAAGUCUGUUAAAAAUUUAAUGACAUAUAUAUCAACAAUUACAUUAUAUUAUUAUUUAAAUAAUACCAACCAGGGGAAAAUGUCAAUUUUUCUUGUUUUUUUUGCCAUUUUUGUUCUCCCUCAUUAGGUACUUUUACAAUCUAGAUAGUUGUUCAAUGAAGAAAAGAUCAGUAAUAACGCGAUAUACCAUUGGAUAAAAAAGAAGUGUUUAGUCCUAAAUUAAAAUGUUAAUUAUAUCCAUCAAUGACAUCCAUUUGCAACACAAAUUUCAAGCAAUUUUACCAUUAUUUGUAUUAUGCCACUUUUAAAAAUACUUCAUAAAUUGUAAAAAAAUAUACUGAAUUUUUAAAUAAUUAAGAAAACAAGGCAAGUAUUUCAUGAGAGAAAUACUAUUAUUAUUCGCAAAUGAUAUAAGUGGAGACAAAUAAUUUUUAUUCGUUUUUAUUAAAAAAUAAACCACAUUGGAUACAAAUAAACAUAUAUUGGUAUGAAAUUUGAUAACUUCUGUUUUACAGAAAACUCAUUUAUUUAACAAUGGUAGCACAUUGCAUUAAGUCAUACAUUUUCUAUUUUAUAAAUCUAAUAAAAGAUUUCUUUUACAUUAUAACUUUACUGUAACCAUUGCAGUUUUAACAACAUGCUAUUACUGACUUAAUAAUCAUUCAUAUAGCUGCAUCUGAAACAUGGGCAUUGUCAAUAAAGUUUGUCACCACCUGAUUAAUUCUAAUAAUGAACUAAAAAGACUAAAGCUAUCAGAUCUUUUUAAUUAUUCAAGACUUGCAUUUUGUUUUCUUCAGAUUAAAAUAAAUAUUACUAUAAGCCCAACACUAGAAAGUUAAUUAAAAUGAAAGAUUCUUACUAGUCUUUCCCCCUGCAGUUUUCUUUUACUAAUCAUAUUGUUGUCCAUAUUAUUUGUAUUUAUUCCAAAGCUAUCAUCUUUUAUCCACUAAGUUUAUCACAGUCAAAUCAACUAGCCACAAUAGUUGGAUUUAGCUUAACUUACUAUAACAAUGGGUGCUGGGUGGCUGAGUGGUCUAAACUGAGCAAAUCUCAAGUUGGUGGUCUGGAGUUCAAUUCCAGCAAGAGCAAAAAAAACACCACCAGCACCACGGGUAGAUGGGACUCGUUAACCUUGGACGGCAACUCAUCUAAGAGAAGGAAACUCUAAAAUCAAAACCCGGAGAUGGAGUCUCCGAAAGGCGGAUAACAUUGAUACAAUGAAACAUUCCGACAACUCCUGCGACGUCACUGGUGCCAAGCUGUAUCAUCCAAUGAUGUUCCCUUGGGUUACCCAGCGGCGUGGAGAGUGGCGAUUUGCUGUUGGAUUUCGUCCUCCGAAGCCCACUCCAUCGUCACAUUGUGACGGACGGAUGCCAGCAAAAAAAAAAAAAAAAAAACUAUAACAAUAAAACCAUUUAUACUGUUUAGAUAUUGAAUUUGCCAGGACCAAUGGUUCAUUUACAGUUAUGUUGUUCAUACAUUUAUGAAAUGAGUGCUCAUUUAUUAAAUGAGUAUGUCUUUCCUCACCUGCUUCUUUUGAUUAUUUAUUUGUUUUGGACAGGUUUCAGUAGUUUGAAAGUGCUGACCCAGUAAAGCUAUAUGUCCUAAUCAUAACUAGAUCACGCUAAUACAGUCUGUACAAAGCCGUGGCUAACCCUAACCUAGUCACCCACUCUUAUGCUGUGAAAUUAUGAUUAAAUAUAAGCAUUACAUAUAGACUUAGAUCUUAAAAUUUAAAAAAAAAUGAACUAAACUAAAUGCAAUAUUCAAAUAAAAGUAAUAAAAAUUCAAAAUUAAAAGCUGUUUUUAAUCCAGAAUAAAUUAUAGGCCGAAAAUGUAUUGCCUCUUCAAAGAGUAUCCAAAGUCAAACAAAAGAAAUGUUUAAACAACUAUGACUGAAAAAAAUUUAAUAAUAAAAUAUACACUAGAAAUACUGAAAUAAUAAAUUACUAUACAUAAGCUUAAAUACUUAAUUUCAAUAAUUAUGAAGUCCACUGUUACAAUAUAUUAAUGUAAACAUAGUUUUUUGCCAAAUUCCAAAACAUUUGAGUGCGUUUUGACCGGCCAUAGCAAAGAAAAAAUCUUAAGCUGAUAUCGAACUUUCUGUCGGGCGAAAAUACAUUAAAUUAUCAGCAUUCAUGUCUUCUCCUUUUUUUAUCGGGCUAGUAUCAAUUUUUGAUUUAAAAUAUAACAAAUGAAAACUCUGGAAGAUAAAUAUGGAGCCUAUUUGUCACAUUUUGUGCAACAAGCCUCCAGUGAAGUUUCACAGGAUUGGCAAUAUGGCGGAUGAAAAUGGCGUCAUGAACAAAAACCGAAACACGAUGAAGAGUAAAUUUUUCCAAAUUAAAAAUCUAAAUUUUCACUUAAAAUAUUGAUAAAAUAAAAAAAAAAUUAUCCAAAUAAAUUAUAUUUGCAUAUUAAAAAUAACUUUUGUAGGUAAAAAGUUGAGAAGAAAAAAUCAAUUUAUAAUCCGUCAAUCACUUAAGAUAAUGUACUUUGAGAGUUAAGACAAAUUUUUGUCUUCGAAUUCACCAUUUUUUAUAUAGUAAAAGUUACACAUCCUGUAAGAAUAAAGUUUGGCACAUUCUGGAGAUUAAACUUCGACUUCUUUUUCAGAUGGACCUAACAAUGCUCAGCUUGGUAAUUCCCUGUUCAGUGAUAUGAACAGUAUGCAGCAACCUCAACCACAAACUCAAAACAUACCAAUGCAAAUGAAGUGGAAUCAGAAUAUGAGGGCGACACCACCACCGGCGGGGCAGGUGAGUUAUGCAUUUAUGUUGUAGGGAAAAUUAUGAUUUUAAAAAUGUUUUAUAUUUUUAUUUUCUAGUUUAAAGCCAACGGUUCCUGCUGUCUAUUACAUUUCAUUUUUUUUCUUCUUUUAGAUGCCUGGUAUUGCAAACUCAACUGCAAUAUCUAUAAAUGCAGCUUUAGCGGAAUCCCAGCAACAGUUUGAUGCUCUUGUUAAACGAAGUCAGCCACAACAACCACCUGGAAAUAGGCUAAUGAUACCCUCUGCCACUGUCACAUCCACCCACCCCUCACCUCAGCAGCAGCAACUUCUUCAUCACCAGCUCAAUUCUCAGUCCCAGGGUCAACAGGUAAAUCUUUAACAGUUAAUUUAAAAUGAUAAACCACUAAAAUUCAUAUUUAAUAUAAUGUCAAGCCGUAUUGAGAAAUUUCUUUCCUUGCUAAGUUUUUUCUUAUAGCCUUCCCUUUUUUAACUGAAUCUGAGAGCAUUCUUAAGUGUAACUUUUUAGCUUGGUAAAGUUGCUAUUGUGUCAAAGAUAAUUUUUAAAAUCCUGAUCGAGUUAAAGACAUGUUUACUCUUAAUGUACGAUUUUGAGGUGUAGACCUAUACAUUAUAUAUACUCCACGUUUUUUUUUCUUUCUAUAAAGACAGUGUAUUGAUACGAUUGAUGAUAUUGUACGAUUUAAAGAGUUUGAGGGUAAACUGCUCUGGAGUUAUAUUGAAGUAUUAAGUUUGAAACUUCUUAUAUGAAUAAUGUAAUAAUAAAUUUGUUGGUUUUGUUCAAAGUAUUUUUACAAAUUUGUAAAAGUCAUAAACUUUUUAUUUUCAAUGAAAUUUUUUUUUUUUUUUUCUCAGCCACAGUCUAUUGUUCAAAACCACUUAAAUGCCUCCUUAAAUGACCCCCUCAUUGGUGGAAACCAGCGAAUGGGUGCAUCAUCUAUUGGAAACUCUUUAGAAAAUUCAGUUUCAAGUCAUGUCACAAAUCAACAAAAUUUCCUUGCCCAGUUAGCUGGACCAGCUGCUCCAGGGCCUGCUAUGAAUCAGUCAUCUCAUAUUUCUAUUUCUCGGCCUCUGCAACAAAAUGGCCAGAUAUCAUCCAAAGAUCUAAAUGUAAUUACAGUUUUAUCUUUAAAUGAGUUGUUUUUUUUUUCCUAGAAAAUAAUUAAAAUAGUAUAAGCAUUUGAUAAAAAAAAAUUAAAAUUAAAUGGAUAUGUAAGUCCCUAUACAUUUUUUAUAUGAAUUUUAUUAAUGCUUUUAUGUAUUCUGAAAUAUAUUCCAUCAGAUCGCACAGAUUAUAUAUAGUUUCUAUUUAAAUUUGUCAUCAUUUUUUUUUAAACAGAAUGAUCACUCUCAAGGAUCUGAUGAUAUGAAACCAGACUGUGCAGCUAAAGAUUCACUUUUAACUGAAAACAAUCAUAAUUUGUCUAGUCUUCUUUCUGCCGCAUCUCCUUCAACGUUAUCCCUAUCUUCGGUGACACCACCAAUACUUCCAUUGCUUAAUUCAACCUCAUCUGGCAUGUCUUCCAUAUUGAGCUCAACAACACCAAAGACAGAAGUAAAAACUGAGCCCUCUGCAGAUAUAAAGGCAGAAAAUGACAUAAAAGAAGAAAAAAUGGAUGUGAAAACAGAGACAGACUGUAAACCAGACAUUAGUUCAGUAAAAGAUGAACAUGAUACAUCUAGUCCUAAAUUGGAUACUCUAGAUGAAACUUCUCAACCAAGCAGCAGUGAAGAUAAACCAGCUUCAGUAGAUUCAUCUAAUAAUGCAUCAGCAGCAACACCAAAGCCAAGGUGCAAAAAAGGUGUGUUGGCAUUGCUUUACUGUCAUAUGAGAUAAUCUGUUAAUGAAUCAUUUAUUUCAAUUUUUUUUUUAAGAUGUAUUUGGGUAUUUAAAUCCCAGGAAAAAAGUUGUAAUAUAAUUCCCUAUAUAUGAAAGUGUAAAGGUGAGUUCAAGAGCAUGCAAAAUAAUCUACACUAAAUGAUUUCCUUAAAAUACUGUAAGUGCAUUUAAUGCGUAACAUAUUUAAAAAAAAUUUAAGUCUCAAUUUAAAUGUGAUGUAACAAAUCUGUGGUGUAAAAAGGGGGUAGGAUGUUGGAAUAUGGUUCAGGGGUGUGAAAUUUGGGGGGGGGGGGGGGGAUUAUAAUUUUAAAAUAUUUUUUACAAAGUGUAAUCCUUUUUUUAAAAAAUGUUUUUCCUUAUAAUUGUAGGGUUCAAGCCAUUUUCCCAACACCAGACCCAGCAGCUCUUGGGGGGGGGGGUGGGGGGGGCUUGGAAUUCUUAUAAAAUUCGUUACUUUAAUGCAUGUUUUGUCAAGUAAUUUUAGUUGAUGGGAAGUCAACCCAAUCGCCUCCAUCGUCUGACAUCAUUUGAAAAUAAUUGCUUAUUUUAAAGUAUUGUAAUUGUACUUUUUUUUUAUUUCUCAGUAUUCAAUCCUGAUGAGUUACGGCAAGCUCUUAUGCCAACUUUAGAAAAGCUUGUAAAGCAAGACCCAGAAUCUCUUCCUUUCAGGCAGCCAGUUGAUCCUGUUAUUCUUCAUAUUCCAGUAAGUUAAAUACACCAUCCAUUGUGAAGACACGACAAUAUUAUGGCAAGUGCUUGCCUGCAUUCUUUGUCGUAAAAAAUAAGCUCAUUUUACUUGAAGUAGGGCCUUUGAUUUAUUAGGAAAUAUCUUUGUAAAUUUUAUACCCCAAAUUAAAAAGUCACACUCAUAUUUCAAAUUUAUUUUUCUUCUCUCAGAGUGUGAUGUUUGGUAGGAGAACGAAAGGAUUAGUAUGUAGUUUUUCUUUUUUCAAGUAGUUGUGUAACUGUGUUAGUGUCAUACAACCAACUUCCAAGUCAAAGUACAUUUUUUUAAAAAAAUGGCACUUGUUAAAAGAAAAGGCUCAUGGGUCUGAAGUAUUGACUUAUCUCAGGGUCUUGCUUUUGAAAAAAAUCAUUUAAGUCACUUUGACACAUGAGAUGUUGGUUGUAUUUUGUUUGCUUGAUCAUUGUCAGAGUUACCAUAGACCUGAUUGUUUCUCAGCUUUUAAAAUGUUUAAUUUUAAAAAUUCUUUUUUGAAAAAUGUAUUCCUCAGGACUAUUUUGAAAUUGUUAAGAAGCCAAUGGAUUUAUCAACCAUUCGAAGGAAACUAGAUUCAGGGCUAUAUAAAGAUCCAUGGGAGUAUGUGGAUGAUGUCUGGUUGAUGUUUGAUAAUGCUUGGCUUUAUAACAGAAAAACAUCUCGUGUCUACAAAUAUGCUUCUAAGGUAAUUAUUACAACAAAGUGUACUUAAAUAAUGGGAGAGCAAGGAUUGCUGUACAAAGUAUUUUUAAACAAAAUUUACCUCAAUAUCCAUUCCACCUUAGUAAAAAAUCUAUUAAGAUUAUUAAGCAUAUUUUAUCAUUUAUUUGGCCAGAAUUUUUAUGUUAUUUUAACAAAGUGUUAUUCAUGCACUUAUUCCAGCUGGCAGAAGUAUUCGAGUCCGAGAUUGACAGUGUGAUGCAGUCAUUGGGUUAUUGCUGUGGGCGCAAAUAUGUUUUCUGUCCCCAAGUUUUAUGCUGCUAUGGAAAGCAGCUUUGCACUAUUGCCAGAGAUUCCAUGUAUUAUAGCUACCAAAAUCGGUACGGCAAAAUAAAUCACAAUCUUUUUAUGGAAUUCGUGAUAAAACAACUGUUUGUUUGCAAUUAAGAGUUGUUGUUUUUUUGUAAACUACCUUUUAUUUAGUGUUGGGAUUGCUAAAUAUAACUAUGGGUACACUGAAAAAGUGCCCUACUUAUUUUCUAGCUAUUCCAUACAUACAUCAAAUAUUACAGUAUUAAAAAAACAGCCACCUUUCGCUUGUUGUAUUCGCUAGUGUUGAUUAUUAAUUAUAUGAAAUAGUGCACACAUCAAAUUUUUAAAUCUGAUGGGGGGGGGGGGGGGGAUUUUAACAUAAACAAACAUCAAUUAAAACUUGGGAUUGUCUAUUUAAAUCAUUGUCCAAAAAUCAUGUAAUGUGUUGGUACUAAACUUUUAAUUCAUAAAUUGUUAAAUUGUGUUAUCAAAUUAUUGCAGAUAUGUCUAUUGUGAAAAAUGCUUCAAUGAAAUCCAAACUGAAGAAGUUGAAUUAACAGAAGACCCAACAGCACCUGCAGCGUAAGUUCUUGUGCCUUGUAUACUACUUUUAAAAAAUUUAUAAUGAGCUAUUUAUAUUGGAUGAUUAUAGAAAUUGUUUAGUAGGUGUACUGAAAUUUGUGGAUUUGCUCAGUUAACUUUUUUGUUGGCUGGACUGUUUUAUGUUUUCAAAAUGGGAUAAAAAUAAAAAUAAUACAUCCAUUUUACACACUGGGAAAAAAAAGUGAUAGUUAGCAUAAAUUUCAAGCAGUUAUAACAGAAUGCAUGUUAUACGCUUGUUAGUAUGCAUCAUCAUCAUAAUAAAAUUGUUAUGCUUUGUUUUUUGAUUGGUUAGACAUGGAAAAAUAUAAAAUAAUUUUUAGCUAAAAUUCUUUGUUGAAAAACAAUGUGUUAAUAUUCAUUGAUUUAGUACAACCUGAUGAAAUAACACCUUUAAAAUUGCAAUUCUAUAAAUUGAUUUUUGUGAAGAUUCUAAUAUUGCUAUCAUUAUUGUUUUUUAUUUAUUUUUUUUAUUAGAACGGAUGGAGACACUCUCACCAAUUUCUUAAAAAUGACAUGUCAAAGUACCAAUAAAGAAAGGCAAGUUUAUUUUAGUUAUAAAUGUUUAGAGUAAUGAUUCUAUUACUUUGUUAGUGAUGUCAAAUUUUUCAAGGUCAAUAUUUUGGAAAAUUUUAUGGCAAUUAUAAAUCUUAACUAAAUUUAUCUGUUACAAUAAAUUUGACAUUUAUAGCACAUGCUAAAUGGUUUAACUGUGUAAAUAUAUAUUUUAAAUAAUCAUGUGUAUAUUUGUGUAGUAUGUUAAUUGUCAUCAUAGCACAAGGAAAAUAAAUAAUACCACUUUUCUUCAACAGGAAAAUGCGAAAAGAUGUUUUUUCACUAUACAGGAAAAUUAGAAAAGACCAGUUUGACAGGGUGAAAAAUGAUCAGUUAGAUUAUGAACCGUAAGUUAUAUCUUUAUAAAAUAUAUUAUCUUUAUAAAAUAUAUAUGAAAACGUCUCUUGGCUUAAAAUAUAUUUAAUGGCUCAUUUACCAUUCCGUCCCACAUGCCGAACCUCCCUUUAAAACAUAACAGUGAAUACAUCGACUGAGUAUUAAUCCACAGAGUAUCUUGAAUUUUAGUGGUAAUUCAUCAAAGCUUCUCUCUAUUUAGUUUAACUAUUUUAUUCAUUUACAUUAUGUUAUCAAUCCAGGCAAAGCAUGAAUGAACUUGGCUAAGCCUUCCUUCUUGAUACUUUUACAGGAGUAGGAAUAGUUUCCCAGAGUUAUUUCUUCAACAUAAAUUCAAUAUUUUUUCAGAUUUGUUGAUUGUUUAGAAUGUGGUCGGAGAUGGCAUCAAAUUUGUGCCUUGUGGUUUGAAUCGAUCUGGCGUGAAGGGUAGGAAUAUUUUGUUUUAUCAUUGGUAAACUAAUUUGUCUUUAAUUUUGCAGGGUUUGUUUAUUCUUUGAGUUGUUUAAAUAAAUAAAUGAAUUUUUUAAAAAAAUAUACAUGUUUAAGACAUGUGGCUUUUAGUUUAUUAACUUUUAAAGAUAUUGCAGAAAUUUUUUAUAAACAAAGCCUUUUGCAAUAAUUUUGGUCAAUCUAUGAACUGAUCCAAAUCAUAAAUUGAUAUUAAAAUAUUAUUUAUAAUGGCUUGAACUUGAACAUUUAAGAGAUACAAAUAAUAUUUGUUUUAAAUACAGAGUUAUUUUAUAUAUGCAUCGUUUUCUUAACUCUUUCUCUCCGAAAUUAUUACCCGCGUUCUGAUGAAUUAUCAAAUUUUGCAUAUUUGUAAGGCACUACUAUGCUAUCUCAAAACCAUCAUAUAACUUUUUUUGUUUUUCAUCAGCAAAUGUUAAGUUUGGUAUGGAAUUAAAGGGGAAUGUAUGCCCUUUACAAGCAAACCAGACUUGGGUUUAAAAAAACAAAACCCUCAAUCAAAGUCACACGAAAAGAAAUAUAUAAUCCAAACUGUAACAAAAAUGUGUUUUUUCUGAACUAUAUCCAUAAAUGCAUCACAAAUAAUAAAGAUCAACUUUAAAAAAAAGAAAAAAUUAAACACCUGAGCACAUUAGCCAUUGUCGCCGUCACACAAAAAAUUUGCGAAAAAAAUGUAACUACUUUUACUGGAAACAAUUUGUAGCUAUUAUAAAAUAUUUGCACUGUAUUCUUGUAUGUACUAAAAUUUAUUAUGUUAAAUAGACUCAUCUGGGAUUAGCUAUGGUGAGCCUAAAAAAUAAUCCAUAUGGAUGUGCACUUUAGCUCGGGGGGCGGGGCUGGUAGUUCAUCAGCUGAUGAAUUACCGAUUUCAUUAUUUCGACACUUGUACUACUAAUACUAGUACUAGGAUAAUAUAUAAUCAUACGAUUCAACAGAAUCAGCCUCUGCUUUUGAAAUGAUAAAAUCACUGUCUGAUUCAUCCUCAGAGUAAUAUUUUCAACCUUUAUUAGUUUGAUCACCAGAUGGGUCAGGUCAAGAUUUCAUGUUUGUAAACAAAAAUAAAUGGACAAUGAAAACAACCGCUUCAAACACUUCGCUCUACGUAAAACCUCGUUUCAAACACAGAAAAAAACGGAUGUUUAUACAAAGGGAAAUCAUUCUAAAAUAAUUAAAAACCAAUAGCUAAGAAGAGAACCAAAAUAAACAGGUUUUUAUUCAUCGACGAUCCCGUCGUCAAUACACCAAAAUCUUCAUUUCAAAUCAACAAUGGGAGCGUUGUUCUGGAGAGGAAGAGUUAAGGGGUUUGUUGUCUUUAAAGGCAUUACAUUUUUGUUUCAGGCAUUUUAAUAUCUUAUUUUCACUCUUUCUACAGCUGGACUUGUGAUGCUUGUCAUAAGGCCAAGGGGACUAAACGAAAAGAAAACAAAUUUACAGCCAAAAGUAUGUGUAUUAUAUAGACAUUGCUAUUAGGUUUUUAAAUGUAGAUAGUUUUUAAUCAUUCAAUAUUAUCUGAUUGAUUUAAUCCCAUUGGUCAUUUAAAAAAAUCAGUUGUUGACUCAUGUUGUUAUUUUUAUUAGCUGUAAGCCAUUUUUAUUUUAAAAUUUAGCUGAAAUUUAAUUUUUAAUAUCCCUUUAUGGUUCCAACACUUGUCUACCUUUCACCCAUUUACAACUUGUGAUAGUUUUCAGUCUAAAAUAUAUUAGCAGGAAAUUGGCUUAAUGGAUAUUGAUCCUUUUUUUUUUAACCAGCUUUUCCUAAAUAAUCUCAAGUUAAUUGGUAGGUUUUUUAAAUGAUGUCAUCAUUUGUUAACUAAUUCCUAUUUAAAUAAAUCUUGUUUUAUGCUGAUCUGAGUUCAAGUUUGAACCAUAUUAAAUUUCACCAGUAACUUUAUUUUUACCAGUGACUGUGAUAAUGUGAUCUGCAAAUCCAUUCAAUAUAUAUUAAUAUCAAAAGCAAAUGCACAUCUGGAAAGCAAAGUUACUGCAGAUUGCAAUAUAGUCGACCAUCUACUUUUUAAAAAUGUUAGUUUAACUCGAUCUCACUAGACACACGAUGCUAGUAGUUAUUUUAUACAUAAUAUAUAUACACUAUGUUAUGUUAUUUAUUUAAUUUUGCUGUUCUGUUUGAUUUUGAGACAAUACUGGAUGAUUUUAGGAGUUAGAGGGUAAACAGGUCUGCUAUAGAGAAUUAUAAAAAGUUGUAUUCCCACAUUUAUUGUUCUACUCUACUUACAUUCUUUUAACUUUGUAAAUGUAUUAUUGGUUUAUUAAUAAAUGUUUUUAGCCCUAAAAAGAUGUUGAUUUUCUCUUCAAAAGAUCAAAAGUUCUUUCAUUUGCCUAUUACAUGUCACAUUUUAUGGCAAUGAGGCAAGAUGAGGAAGUAAUAUCCCUUAACAUUCCAUUUUAAGUUUAACUUGAUUAUAACUAAUUCUCAUUUUUAUAUUUUCAGAAUUACCAACAACCAAAUUGGGUACAUUUCUUGAGAAUAGAAUAAACAACUUUCUUCGUAAAAAGGAAACCCAAGCGGGUGAGGUCACAAUUAGGGUAUUGUCCAGCUAUGAUAAAAUGACGGAAGUCAAACCAUUAAUGAAAAAGCGGUAAGUCAAAAUAAUUUUAGAAAAUUUUCUAAUUCAUGUUCCAGUUUUAUUCAGUAUUGCUAUUGUAAAGAAAAAAUAAUCUAAUCUUUUUCAUUACAUAGCAAUUUAAUUUUAUUCUCAGCUAUCAUUUUUUGAAACAUACAUGAGACCUUAUAUUAGAAUAUUUAGUUGUACCUUUCUGACCACUGUCGUAUUUGUAAGUUAUACUUAAUACUGUUGAUGUCAUUAACACUAUGAAAUAACUUAGCAGCAAAUUUUUUGUUUCAGAGGGCUUUGAAAGUAAAUUAAAUAUUUUAUUUCAGAUUUGGUGAUGAGAUACCUGAAUCCUAUCCAUACCGAGCAAAGGCAAUGUUUGCCUUUGAAGAAAUCGAUGGUGUUGAUGUUUGCUUCUUUGGUAUGCAUGUUCAAGAAUAUGGCUCAUCUUGUCCAAUGCCAAACACAAGGUAAUAAUAACCUUUGAAACGAGUGCACACUGUUUUUUCCCAAUUUCAAAAUUUCUGACACCUUUUACUGUGAUUAAAGAUUUUAAAAUUAACAAUUCACAUAAAUGAUGGUCAAUUGUCCAUCUUCUAUGAUUGUUUAGUUGGGUAGUAAUGUUUUGCUAACAUAUGGUCAAAGAAGAUGUGCAUUGUUGAUUAUACCAGGAGGCUAACUGUAUAUACCUUAAAGCAGUUCAUAAUUUACACUAGUUGACUUGUGAAAAUUUUUCUAUCCAACUAACAAGAACUUGUUCAAACCCAUGCUCUUUAACAUAUUUUUGUUUAAAGUAUUAUCUUUAUCAACUGUAUAUCAUUGGGGGCUUUUUUGGUCUCAAAAUAAAAUAUUGAAACAGCAUUUGAAAUAUUUAUUUUGAAACAGAAAAUUUAUGUCUAUGUAACUUUUUUUUAAGGUCCCCUUUUUAAUGUUAUACUCUUGAAUAGGAGAGUCUACAUAUCUUACUUGGACAGUGUUCAUUUCUUCCGACCAAGACACCUGAGAACUGCUGUUUAUCAUGAACUCCUCAUUGGCUAUCUUGAAUAUGCUAAAACACUGGGUUAUACAACUGCCCAUAUUUGGGCCUGUCCGCCUAGUGAAGGUGAUGACUAUAUUUUCCACUGUCACCCACCUGAGCAGAAAAUACCUAAACCCAAAAGACUUCAAGACUGGUAUAAGAAGAUGCUAGACAAAGCUAUUAUUGAUCGUGUUGUAGUAGACUACAAAGUAAGCAUGUUUUUUAAAACAUCUAUGCAAGCAUUAAAAAAUACUUUUAAAUAUGGUAUUUAGAAGUUAAAUUUUUCAUGGCUAUAUUUUUAGAAAACAUUGUUUUGUAUAAAGAAGUUGUGAAAUUUAACACAAGCAGAUUUGUUAUACUUGAUUUUUAAUGAUUUCUAAUGAAAUUAACUACUUUUAAUGAGAUUCUGUGUUAUCAAUGAAUCACUAAAUUUGAAUAAGAGCUUUGAUACAAAAUUUUGAUCAACAAGAGUCAAAUUUGUUCAAAGAGUUUACGAGACAUUUUUAUUAUGGCCAGGGUUUCUAGCAUACAUUUGCAAUUCAGAAAUUAUUCCAUCCAUUUUUUUUCCUCACUGAUAUAAAACUAAAUCCAAGAACUAAAACUAAGACCAUCGGUGAACGCUCCUUCUGCUUCCAUGGGCCCACGUUCUGGAACCAGCUCCCCUUCCAUAUACGUCAUAGUGAAACCUCGUCCAGUUUCAAAAAGUCCCUUAAAACUCAUCUGUUUAGGUCCGCCUAUGACCUGUGAUGCACCCUCCUUGCCCUACCUCAUUUUCUGUUAGAAUAGUAGUUACUAUCCUAGUGUCUCAUUUUUAUUUUACUUAGUUCACAUGUUUUAAUAAUUGUAAAGCGCUUAGAGCUUUAUGAUAAGCGCUAUAUAAAAAUGCCUAAAUAAAUAAAUAAAUAAAUAUAUCUGACUUAAGACAUCAAUUUAAUUGUUAUGCUUCAGCUUUUUAAAAAGCAUAUACCAAAAACUUAUUUAAAUAUUGCCAAUAAAUAAACAAAAUGCCAGAUUACUUUUUUUUUUUUUUUUAAAUGUUUUUUUCUUAAAUCUUUGCAGGACAUUUUUAAAGAUGCUAUUGAUAGUGGUUUGAGUACUGCAAAAGACAUGGCAUACUUUGAGGGAGACUUUUGGCCCAAUGUAAUAGAAGAUAGUAUCAAGGAAUUGGAUCAGGAGGAGGAAGAAAAGCGUAAGAGGGAAGAAGCAGAGGCAGCAGAAGCAGAGGCUCAAGAUACAGUUGAAGAGACAAAUGAUGCUGUAAGUUUAUCGUCACUACUAUUUUGAAAUCAGGAUUCACUAAUUCAUUGGGGGGGUUUUUUGUUAGUAACACACCUUAUUAAAUUUAGUAGGUCAACAUUUUCAAACAUGAAAUGCCACCGAUAUUUCUUCAAAGGAAGCUUUUAAACAUAAUUUGUUGUUGGGUUUGAUUUAUGUUUGGAAUAGGUCCUGAUGCAUUUUAAGUUGGGUUUUUUUGUUUUUUAAUAUACUGUUAGUGUCAUCUUUUUUUAAAAAAGUUUUCACCUCAGUCCUUCUUAUUGUAAGAUCUGAAUAACAUUUAACAUUUAUUUGGUAAAUUUUACUCCAUUUCUUUACUUCAAGAGCAAUUUUAAUGAUUGCAUUUAAAAAAUAGUUAAAUCUUUCUGAUAAACAGGAAGUUUCUGGAAAAAAGAAAGGAGAGAAGAAAGGUCAGCGAAGUAAAAAAGCUAACAAAAGCAAGGGAAGUGCAAGGAAAAACAACCGCAAGACAAAUCUUCCACAGGGUACAAAUGAUCUGACAGCCAAACUAUACAACCAUAUGGAAAAACAUAAAGAGGUAACAACCAUUUGUAAAUGGAUUGCUUAUUAUUUUUUUUUAUAAAGGGACCUUCAAUAUUGUAUAUUUAGAAAACAAUAUAUCACUUAAAUAGAAGUUGUUUACCAAUACAGUUUUUUGUUAAGAACUAAUGAAAUGUGUGUGGAUUCAAAUUAUUAAAAAUAUCAGUGCAAUUAGAUGUAAAUGAAGAUAACUUCUUUGUUGCUUUUGUACUACUGUCAUUGUAGUAUAAUUAUUUUCGUGACUAAUUUAAAAUGUGAUUGAGAUAAUUGACAUUUUAUUUAUUUUUGACACUCAUUUUGUCCUUACCUUUAUUUUUUUAUUUUUACUAUAAAAAAAAUUUAUAGUUCUGGUUUUGAUUAUUAAACCUGGUAUAGUUCAAUUACAGAUUCAAUUUUAGACUUGAAUGGAAAGACGCAACAAAAAAUGUUGCUUAUUCUAUAUGUAUUUAAUCACUUUUGUUUUUAUUCCCUUAGGUUUUCUUUGUUAUACGCCUACAUAACCAGCAAAUAGCAGCAUCUCUGCCACCAAUCACAGAACCUGAUCCGGCCAUGAGUUGUGAUUUGAUGGAUGGUCGUGACGCCUUCCUGACAACAGCAAGAGAGAAACAUUAUGAAUUUUCUUCUUUGCGAAGGGCCAAACUUUCUUCUGUGGCUCUACUGUAUGAGUUACACAACCAAGGAAAAGAUGCAUUUGUGUACACAUGUAACAGUUGUAAAGCAGCUGUUGAGACACGCUACCACUGUAACACUUGUGAUGUAAGUUAACUUUGAUUUCAAUUAAAUCAUCUUAAUUGUUAACAUUAUUUUUAAAGAAUUCACUUUUUUUUUUAAAUUAUUUUUUUUAUCCUUUUUCUUCCAUUUUCUUUCUUUAAUGUAAUAUAAUUUUGGAUUUCUUUAUUCUACAGGACUUUGAUCUCUGUAUCCCCUGUUACAAAAAGGAAAACCAUGCCCACGAGAUGACUAAGCUAGGAUUGGGUCUAGAUGAGAUUGCUAGCAGUACAGAUAAAGAAGAAAACCCCCAGGAAUCCCGUCGAAAAUCUAUUCAGCGCUGUAUAACUUCCUUGGUACAUGCGUGCCAGUGCAAGAAUGCUAACUGUCGUAUCAACUCAUGCAUCAAGAUGAAACGUGUUGUUUCACAUACUAUGAGCUGCAGGCGUAAGACAAACAAUGGCUGUCCAAUCUGUAAACAACUUAUAGCACUCUGUUGUUACCAUGCCAAACAUUGUACGGAAGCUAAAUGCCCAGUACCAUUCUGCCCUCAGCUGAAGCACAAACUAAGACAAAAGCAACUUCUUACCAACCUGCAUCAGGCUCAGAUGCUCAGGCGACGUGUUGCUAUCAUGAAUGGAAAUAGUAGUAGCAAUGCUACUUCAAGUAAUGGACCUUCUAGUUUGACUACCCCAGAUGCUUCUCCUCAGCCAUCAACAUCUACCCCUUACAAUAGCGGUAGUGUUGGAAAAGCAGCUGGUGGCCCGCCUAGAGCGGCUAUAAUCGCAGCCCAAGAAGCCCAAGUGCAAGCAGAAGCUCAGAGGCAAGGAACUGGAGUACCAGGCAUUGGGUCAAUAGGUAAACCCCCUAUGCAGCCACCUGCUAGACCCUCACCUCCUACUAUUGUGACUUCAGUUGGUAAGCCUAUGAAUGCAAAUCGACCACCAUGGCCUCCCUCUUUUCCACAAACACAAGUGAGACCCCCUAUUGGUGCCAAUGUUGUAAGGCUCCCAGGAAUGUCAAGUAUUCCACAGCAGCAACAGCAGCCUCAACAGCAGGCAGUGUCUACCAUAGGACCAAGUGUAGGCACUGUUGCUCCUGGUCCAACUGGUGCUGGAGUAAGUGGAGCUAUAGGUCCUGCAGUCCACAACAUGUUGCAAGCUUUCAAAAAUCAAAACUUUUCUCAAGCUGAAUGGGUUGCUGUCUUGAAAAAGAAUCCUCAGCUCAUGGCCCAAGUGCUGAAACUUAAAAACCAGAAAGUACAACAGCAGCAGCAACAACAACAACAGCAGCAGCAGCAACAACAACAGCAAUCCCAGCAGAUGCUUGGUAUGUCAAAUAUGGUUCAGCCUAUGCCCCAACAGGUUAGUGGGCAGAUGCAACAGGCUCAGCAGCAGCAACAGAUGCGUAACCAAAUGAGUCAGUUAAUGCAACAACAAUACAGACAGCAGCAGCAGCAACUUCAGCAGCCACAAACCUCACAAAUAAACCAGUUUGCUCAGCCACAGCAGCCCUUUGUCCAACGUCCAAGAACUAACUUUCAACAAUCUUUUCAGAAUGACACUGGGCACAACAUGCACCAGUUUCAACAACAGCAGCAACACAUGCUUCACCACCAAGCCCAAUUGAAACAGCAAAUGGUUGGUGGCCAACCCAUGAGCCCUCAAUACAUGCUGUCCCAACAAGCUAAUCCCAAUUCCCAACAAAUUCUCCAGGGUGUGCGCUCACCCCCAGCUUCUGCUGCUGGUCUACCUCAGACAGUUCGCUCUCCCCAACCUACACCUUCCCCUAGGCAACAACCCAUUCCUUCACCUCGCCAAUUACAGCACUCGCCACAUCAUAAUAUGGUCAACAAUGCCUCACCUCUUCAUGUCAUGGGGGUGGGACAGGACAAUUCACAAAUCAAUAGUGACCAUGUCAUGCUACCAUUACAAACUCAUAAUUCCAUGUCGCAACUUUCAUCUAAUGAUGUGAACAUGGGACAGCAAGACAAUGAGGUAGCACCCCUGACACCUCAGGACCAAUUAGCUCAUUAUGUGAACCAAAUGUAGUCCAUUUUGUGUGUGAGUGUUUGUAUAAAUUCCUAUCUAGUAACUUAUCAUCAAGAAAUUUUUGCUGUAUUUGUUUUAUGUACAGAAAAACACCAUUUUCUUUGAACAAAUGUGAUCAAUGUUGUUUUCAUUAAGAGUUGUUUUAUAUUUUUUACAGAAAUUGUCACUUAUGUGUAUGUUUGUUGCUGACAUUGCUGUUGCUGUAAAUUUUAAAUAAGCUCGGAAAGAAGUCCUUGCUAAUGAGACUCAUAUUAUUUGUAAAUACAUAAUCACUAUGUACAGAGAAACUGAAUGACAAAAAUAUAAUUUCUCAUUUGUUACAUGGUGUUUUUUUGUUGUUGUCAUGCUGUAUAGUUAUUUCUUACUUAUUGCAUCACUAAGUUCUAUUAUGAAACCAGAUCUAACCAAAAAUUUAAAUAGUCUUAAGAGAGGAAACAUUAUUCUGUGAUUGUUUAUAUGGACUUUAACAAAAAGUGUGUACAUUGGAGUAACUGUCAUCCCUCGGCUGGCCUGAGCUUAUAACAAAUUUUGCUGCAGGUGGCAUGUGUCAUAUUUUCUGAGGAAGAACCAUUUCUUCAUCAGUGUUAAUACAAAGUUGGAUCUCUAAUGUACUUCCUUGUUAAUGUAGAAACAAAGCAUUACUUAAUUUUAAACAAAUACCUGUUCAAAAAAGCACUAUAUUAAAAUAUAAUUAUAUUUAUGUUUUUAAAUUUUUUGCAGUGAGAGUCUCAUUGCUUAUAUUUAAUUCCAAUGGGGAACUACCCUACAAUCUAUGAAAACUUAUUUGCUUGUCCCUUGGUAAAUUUGAUGAGAUUUAAACUGAGAUAGACAGUUGUUGUGUCAGUGAGCUUAACCUGUACAAGAAAUAUACUUUUGUUAUCUCUGGCUCUUCUAAAGAAAGCUAAAAUAUCAAAUGUAUUCAUACAAUUUACUCAAGUAUUCCUAUUUGCACUGCCAUGUGGAUAAUUAGCCAUUUUUUUUUCAUUAGUUUUCAAUACUAUUUCUUAAUUAGAUACUUAAUAAAUGAAUCCAAAGGAUAAUAUAACAUGAGAUAAUGAUAUGUACAUAGGUAUUGUGAGAGCAUAGCAAUUUUUUUUUACUUUAGUGACUUGUUUUUUUUUUUUAUAUUAUAUAUUUGAGACUUGAGUCAUGCAUUCAUUUAAAACUGUCGAUUUUAUUUUCCAACUGUCUUAUUGACUGAGAUGAGCCUGCUCUUGUCAUCUCAGAUUUUUCACCAGAACUGAAGCACAUGCUUAAAGUGUAGGGAAUUGUUUUGAUGCCAAGUUACAGAAAUUCUGGGCAACGACCCCCGCCUCCCUCUUCAGGCCAUGGAAUAACUGUAACACUAUCAAAACAAUUGUAUCAAAGUUUAAAAACACCAAGUAAUGCUGGCAAAAAAUUGAGAUAUUUUUCGAUUGGAUGCAUCAACCUUGACGUUUUAUGCUGUUGUCUAUGCAAUCACUUAUUUUUCAAAUAAAAACCCAUCCUUGCAUAAGAUGUCAGUACAAACUAUUUUGUACUAUUUAAUUGAUCUCUUUGUAUCAUACUGUGGUUUUAUCAGAAAACUUAGUUUGUUGUAUAGAAACUGUCUGGAUAUUUAUUUUAAUUUCUCAGACAAAUCUUUUCUUUUAACUAACCUAUUGAAAUUAUUACUUUUCUGUCUUAAAUUUCAUACCAACAAAUACAAUAGCCACUAGUUAAGUAUGACACCUAACAUAUCUCUUGAUUAUGGGUUCAUUUUCAGAGAGUUGCCCAUUUCAGUGUUACAUAUCUACAAGUAAAUUCUAAUAUAUUUUAAGUAAUUUUUUUAAUCCUUUUUUUUGAUUUUGAACAUUUCUGUUGCUUUCUACAUUUCAUCUCAUCUUUUCCCAAUGUAUAGAGGAAUUAAUAGACUGAAGGAAAGGUAAUUUUUAACACAAGUUUUAUUUUGUAUAUUCUGUAACAAAUGCUUGUUUUAAGGGCAUGUAAGUUAUAAUUUCUCAGUACAACGAUGUGUGAUUGCAGAGACUUGAUUCAGGAUGUUUUAAAUUUGUAGGUGUUUGCUCAUUUGAGUCAUUAAGCGAUCAAAAUUGUAUAACAGGACUUCGAACUGCAACAAAAGGGUUUUGUUUCAUUUUUUAUGGAGUUGGAAGGAACAUAAUGGUAUUGGCAAGAAUUCUUGAUAUUAUUAUAACUUAAUAUAAUGUGGGACCAAACAGAAGAAGUAUAGUAGUCAUUUAUUUGAUAUUAUUUUAAUUUAACAGAAAAUUAUCUAUUUAAAACCUUUAGCUACAGUAUUUAAAUGACAUAAAGUGAUUUGUACAGUAAAUAAGUAACAUUGCAGCAGUCAUUUUGUGCCUUAAUAUAUGAAAGAGCAAAGCUUGGCAGUGGCUCAAUUAAGUUAUACAAAGUUAAAAAAGGGCUGCAAAUGUUAAUAUGGGUUUUAAAUAUGUAGGGUUGGAGAUAAUACAUUAGUCACUUAUUGAAUGAGUGUUCGUUUCAGAAACAGAUGGAGUUGUUUCAUUUCAAAUAAAGGAUAUAAGGACAAUUCAAUAACUUAGGUCGCAGCUUUAUGAGCUGGUUCAUAUUUAUUCAUAAGGUAGUUUGUCUUACAAUUUCGAUUUGAUCCGCAUCCCUGUGAAUAGCACUUUUGUCUAUUCAAUAAACCGUUAGCCAGCAUCUUGGUUGUAACUAGUACUUGCCCAGGCAGCUUGUAAACAUGAAUAAUUACAGUCGGGAUGUUCUUGUGGAAAUAAUUGUGAAAAUAUCCACUACUUGAUUUUACUCAAAUUUCUCUCUCUGUUAAAACCUUAUGGAUCAGCAAUGAUGUCCAAUUCAGGCAUGUGCAAUGAGUAUUAGGUUCCAAGCAUAAUAGGCUGUCAAUGGUGUGAAAAUAUUGGCCCAGGCCCCAAAAUACCAUUUUUCUAUAUUGUACUAAGCAUUGCAUAGGAUAGAUUGUUAAGGAGAGAAUUGUACAUAUUUUACUGGAAAUUUCAACUGAAUGCUGUGUGGACAUUUUAUGCGGGAGG